AUGACGGUCCUGGCAGAGAGGUCAGACCAGACAGCCCUCACCAAAGAGGAAGCUCAACCUGGUACCUGUGGGGUUGCCCCCACUGUUAAAAAGCAGCAGUUGCAAGCAGCUGCUCUCGGGAUGUCAUGCAUGAGAGGUUCCCGUUUUAUAUGGCUUUCCAGGUGGGGAACGCUGCGCUUGGAAGCAAGUUUCACUUCCCCCUCCAGACCGAAGGUGACAGACACACAGCGAGACCCGGGCGGCUUCGAGCUGUUGUUCAGCCGCAGCCGGGAACCCCCUCCCCACGCUCACAGGUGCCUGCCCGGACGGCGAGGCCGAGACGCCGCACUGAAGCAGAUGCCCAAGCCCUUCCCAGUGCCGGAGGAGAAGACAGAGCCGUGGCCGGCGGCGCAGCGCCUGGCACCCGUCUUGCCGCCAGAGCUGGACCGGGAGCCGCAGCUCUGCCGGGCCCUGUUUGACUACACCCCGGAGCUGCCGGACGAGCUGCCGCUGCGGCGGGGAGAUGUUGUCCAGGUCCUCAGCAAGUGGACAGAGGUUGAGGGCUGGUGGGACGGGCAGUGCCGGCACCAGAGAGGGCUCUUCCCCAACAACUUCGUGGAGCUCCUGCCGGCGCCGGUGCCCACGUUGAAGCCGGCGAUGCCAUCCCGGGACACGGAGUCCGGUGAGUCUGGCCCCAGCGGCCGUCCGGCCCCGGGGGCCUCGGUGUCCCGCCAGGACGGCCGGGCAGCCCCGCGGCCGGGUGCAAGGUGGGUUGGGGCAGCCGGGGGGCCGGCCGUGCCAGGGGGCAGGAGCCCCGUGGGGCACGGGGAUGCGGCGUGGACCGGCACCGAGGUGCUCUCUGCUUCAACUUCCUUCCCAGCGAGGAGCCGAUUUCCUCCGGCGUCACGUGCGCGGUGUGGGGCUGUGGCAGCCAGGGGAGCCUGGCACGGCAUCGCACCACACGGCCGCGUGGGCAGCCCCGCACCAGCAGCAGCCUGUAAGACAGUGAAGGACGAGGAGGGGGAGCACCCGGAGUUGCCAGCACCGGUGAGGAUGGAGCCGGCUAAGCUCCCCCCCAGCAAGAGGAUGGCUCCUGCUCCCCCCAUCCCUGCCAAAGCCAAACUGGCCCCCACUCUGGCGAGCAAGCUCGGCGGCCCCCAGCCCUGCGCCUCGGCCGACACGGAACAGGGCAGAGCUGGCGACCCAGACGCCGACGGCUUCAACACGGUGCCGGUCACCACGGCCAAGCUGAGCCACCCCACUGCCACACGGCCCCGGGUACCCGGCCAGCGGCCCCCCAGCCUCGCCCUGGGGAGUGCGGGGGGUCCCCACGCGGGGCAGGCGCCCGGUCCGCCACGGAGCACGGAGGUGCCAGCGGCACCGCGGCCGGAGGAGAGGCUGGCCCUGGAGGACCUGAAGGCUGAGGUCCGGACCCUGCACAUCCUCGUGGACCUGAUGCGAGUCCAGCACCUGCGGGACCUGGAGGACAUGCGGCUGGAGAUGUGCCAGGAGCGGGCCAAGCGCCAGGCGCUGCAGGCGGAGAUUGAGCGGGUGAGGAAGGUGCUGCCCUGCUAGCGGUAUUGGGGGCUGCGGUGCCCACCCCUCUGCAGCCCCGGGGGUGGCACGUGGUGCUGCGGGAGCUGUGCCGGUGCUGUGCCAUGUGCCCCC
Harpia harpyja (harpy eagle) is the source of this 1647-nucleotide messenger RNA. It is a transcript of the gene MNMIP1, whose product is annotated as SH3 domain containing 21. The coding region runs from base 1 to 1554 and encodes 517 amino acids. Gene Ontology annotation, molecular function: protein binding. The transcript has 13 exons. Lineage: Eukaryota; Metazoa; Chordata; Aves; Accipitriformes; Accipitridae. The record is from RefSeq and is a predicted model, not a curated record.